Laccaria bicolor S238N-H82 is the source of this 606-nucleotide messenger RNA. RefSeq lists its product as uncharacterized. The transcript has 2 exons. NCBI's taxonomy places the organism in Eukaryota, Fungi, Basidiomycota, Agaricomycetes, Agaricales, Hydnangiaceae. Gene Ontology annotation, cellular component: mitochondrion. The coding region runs from base 1 to 606 and encodes 201 amino acids. Gene Ontology annotation, biological process: tetrahydrofolate biosynthetic process; folic acid metabolic process; glycine biosynthetic process. The record is from RefSeq and is a predicted model, not a curated record. Gene Ontology annotation, molecular function: NADP binding; dihydrofolate reductase activity.
AUGUUACGUCUUACCAUCAUCGUUGCUGCCACCAAAUCGAAUGGGAUCGGCUUCAACUCGCGUCUACCAUGGCGACUGCGAAAAGAGAUCAAGUACUUUGCGCAAGUUACAACUACUGCACCAUCUGGCCAGCAAAAUGCUGUAAUUAUGGGUAGGAACACAUGGGAAAGUCUCCCACAAAAGUUCCGACCACUCCCCAACCGCCUCAACGUCGUUAUCAGCCGUAAUCUGGCCUACGAUUUGUGCGAAUUUGCUGCACGUGUCAAUGAGCAUGACCUCAAAUCUGCACUGUCACGAGUAGAGAAUCCAACCUCGGCCUCGUCGUCGUCACCCAUACACAGAGCUUUCAUCAUUGGCGGCGCGUCAUUAUAUUCAGAAGCGCUUGGUCUAUCAACAGACGUUGUUGAUCACAUCUUACUCACGCGUAUUGUCUCUCCGGACUUUGAGCAAUGUGAUGUAUUCAUGCCCGACUUUCUGUCGGGUAAGGGGGGGUGGAAACGUGUGAAUCACGCUGUGUUGGAGGAGUGGGUCGGGUUUGAAGUGGUAGAGGGUGUGCAAGAGGAGGAUGGUGUGAAAUACGAGUUUCAGAUGUGGGUGCGGGAUUAA